Molecule: messenger RNA, 1482 nt
Organism: Lasiodiplodia theobromae
Lineage: Eukaryota; Fungi; Ascomycota; Dothideomycetes; Botryosphaeriales; Botryosphaeriaceae
Exons: 1
Coding region: 1-1482 (493 amino acids)
Source: RefSeq, a predicted model, not a curated record
AUGUCUGCCCACUGGGUGUUCACCACCACCGCCCCGAACCAACAACACCAAGACCAAGCCUCGCGCCGCCUCACCGACUUCACCAACUUCGUCCCCUACGCCGGCGACGACGACGAUGACUCCUCCUCCUCCUCCUCAGCCAUGUCCUCCCACUUCCCCUUCCUCCUCCUUCCCCCCGAACUCCGCAACCGCAUCUACACCCACCUCGCCAUCGCCGCAGGCCACUACUACGAAACAGCCGGGCUGCUGGGGCCGACCAACCCGUACCGCACCUCCGACAUCACCGCGAUCCCGACGCUGCCCUCGCUCAUCAGCUCGCGCUGGCUGAGCGGGCUGCUCCUCGCGAACCGCCAACUCCGACGCGAGACGAUUUCGGCCAUCUACAGCGCGCCGGUCGGCAUGGCCGUGGCGGUGUGCCCGUGGGCGGGCGACACGAUACGCAGCGACCGCCGCCGCCGCCAGCACCACCUGUGGCAGUGGGAGUGGCAGCGGCAGCGGCAGCAGCAGAAGGAAGAACAGCAGCAGGCGCGGCACGACGCGCGGCUGCAGGCCGUCUCGUACACGCUGCCGCGGACGGUGCUGGGGCUGUAUGUCGCGAGGCUGGAGCUGAAUGCUGCUGGUGGUGGUGUGGGGCCGACGCUGGUCAAGGACGUCGACUAUUGGCAGCGGAAGAUGGAGCAUGUGGUUAUGUGCGUGUGUCCGCGGGUGAGGCGGUUGGCCGUGGCGGUCGAGGGGGAUGAUGGGGUGCAGUGGUUCGCGUUGGGGCAGAAUGUGGAUGUUAUGGAGGAUGGCACGGUUUACGCGAGCGCGGGGGGAGCGUGGGUGAGCGGGUUGUGGGCGAUGGAUUUGGAGGUUGUGGAUGGGAGCGAGAGCGAUGAUGAUGAUGAUGAGGAGGAGGAGGAGGAAGAGGAGGAAGAAGAGGAAGAAGAGGAAGAGGAGGAGUAUGACGACGGCUACGACCACGACAAAUAUGAGCUGGAGCUGUCGGUGACGAAGCGACCGCGGGCGGCGGACAUGCUGAAACGGCGCCCUGAGAUCUCUGGCUUGCUGGCGUGGGUUCCGCCGGUCCAGUCGGAGCUGCGCGAGUACAGCGUCGUGGUAAGGCAGAAUCUUGGUGUGUCGGUUUUGGAUGUCGCCGGGAAGGUCGAGAAGAGGAGGGUGCCAGGCUCGCCGUUUAAGUUCGAGAGGUGGUCGUUGGACUUGACAUUUUGGGAGGUGGUUCGGGACUGGUUGGUCAUGGUGGCCAAAGACAGAAGGAGGAGGGCGUGGAUGGCCCGUACCUUGAUUGGCCAGGGCAGAACACAUGCCUCUCCACUCCUAAAUCUCCCUACCGUUAUCGCCGCUACGCUAACCAUCCGCGCCGAAGCUGUGUACUACGCCUGGGUGGACGCUGGGAAGCCGUCGGCCAAAGAAAUAAAAGAGGGAGGCCUUGAUGCCUUUGGAGGGCCUUUGGAGUGCCUUUUUGCGUUGGACCUUGCAUGA